Molecule: messenger RNA, 1898 nt
Organism: Anopheles cruzii
Lineage: Eukaryota; Metazoa; Arthropoda; Insecta; Diptera; Culicidae
Gene: Rlb1
Exons: 3
Coding region: 1-1806 (601 amino acids)
Biological process (GO): maturation of SSU-rRNA
Cellular component (GO): 90S preribosome; nucleus
Source: RefSeq, a predicted model, not a curated record
AUGGCCCACAAAGAAUUACGUUUGGAGGUUGCCAAACUACGGGCACUGGUAAAAACCGCCCGCACGAACAUCGUCCGCAAGCUGUUGCGCGAUCGAAAGUUUUGGUCCAACAAAUUGACUACCUCGAGUGAUAACAGCCGUGCGGCAAAGAAAGCUGAAGCUUCCGAGGCCAUCUCGCAGCACAUACGAUCAGUCCGCACGUACCAACUAGUGAAGGAUGUUAUACGCUUCGAGGUGCGGAAAAAUGAUCCAUCAACGAAAGUGUCGACCGAUAUCGCCGAUCGGACUUUGCUACGAUUUCAUGCGGACACGAAGCUCAGCUCCGCUGUCAAGUCGCUCGUAGAUCGGUUCGAAUUGCGACGAAACGAUCCACUCAUAGACAAGGUGGUGCAGGAAAGUCGCGUAAAAACUAGUGAAUCGACCGAUGAUACCGCACGAAAGAAGAAAAAGAAACCCAAACCUAACACGGCCAAAGCCAAAAAGGUCCAAUCGAAGGUAGAUAAACCCAAAAGCCAAAAACAAUCAAAAGCGGCAGAAAAGACGAAAUCAAUCGCUAAGAACGAAACAGAUGAGGAUGAAGACGAUCAAAGUGACCACAGUAUAGCGACUGAGGAGAGUGACACUGCCGAUGAACGGCCAAUUGAAAAAUCGAAAGACAAAUCCAAACCAGAGCUUCCUGCCAAACAAAGCAAAAAGAAACGCAACAAAAAGGGAACGCCCGCGAACCUGAAACCCCCGGAAGAAGAUGACGAGGACGAGGAUGGCUCCACGAUGGUUCAGGACAGCUUUUUUGUUACGGAAUCGGGGGGCAAUUAUGUUGCCGUGGCGCCCGUGCUGAAGAAAGGAGAACAAGAGUCUAGCGACGAAGUCGAAGAAGCAGAGCAAAGUUGGAAAUUGUCGUUCAAGCGGAAAAAGUACCAUGAAAGCGGCCCUCCAAACGCUUCGAAUGGAAGUCAGACUGGCCAGCGUGGUAAGGGAAAAGGCAAUAAACCAAUGUUUGCUACGGCGGAUGAUGCUCGCCCUGCGAAACGUAACAGAAAUGACCAAGGAAAGAUUGAAGCGGAACCGGAUCUACAUCCGUCUUGGUUGGCGAAGCAGAAACAGAAAGGAAUACAGCCUUUUGCGGGAAAGAAGGUUGUGUUUGAUGAAGACACCUCUUCGAAGGGAAAGUUCAACGAGGAUCUGCACCCAUCGUGGGCUGCAAAGCAGGCCCAAAAGGGUAUUAAACCGUUUGCCGGCCGGAAGACGGUGUUUGAUGACGAAAGCGCCAAACCGAAAGGGGCGCCAGUGGGUGACCUUCAUCCUUCGUGGGCUGCAAAACAGGCCCAGAAGGGCAUCAAACCGUUUGCUGGGAAAAAAAUAAACUUCGAUGAAGAUAGUAGCGCAGCACCGAUCGUGAAGUCCGCCAACGAUCUCCACCCUUCGUGGGCUGCAAAACAGGCCCAGAAAGGCAUCAAACCGUUUGCCGGGAAAAAGAUCAUCUUUGGCGAUCAAGGAGCAAACGGUGGCCGACCGCAAGCUGCCUCGAAGGAAGUAGAAACCAACCUUCAUCCCUCGUGGGUCGCAAAACAGGCCCAGAAAGGUCUGAAACCGUUCGCCGGUAAAAAGACUACCUUCGAUGACGACGAAACAACUUCAACCGAACGCCGAAAAACCGCCCGAACCAAGGAUUCGCCAACGAACGGUGAAAUGCGUUCCGCCAAGCUUCAAUCGGUUACCAACGAUCUGCAUCCAUCGUGGGCAGCGAAACAAGCCCAGAAGGGUAUUAAACAGUUUGAGGGAAAAAAAAUUAGCUUCGGCGAUUAAUGAACCGCUGGGAAACGAUUAUGCAUUUUGUUAGCUCCAGUUGAUCCAUAGCUAAGGUUAAUUGUGUUAACGAUAAAUAAAUUAAUCUUAAA